Messenger RNA from Cydia amplana, 1514 nucleotides. RefSeq names its product WD repeat and FYVE domain-containing protein 2 (gene Wdfy2). The record is from RefSeq and is a predicted model, not a curated record. The transcript is spliced from 9 exons. NCBI's taxonomy places the organism in Eukaryota, Metazoa, Arthropoda, Insecta, Lepidoptera, Tortricidae. Gene Ontology annotation, molecular function: metal ion binding; protein binding. Bases 115 to 1371 code for a protein of 418 amino acids. Gene Ontology annotation, cellular component: early endosome.
UCGUUCCAAGAAUAGCACCCCUAAACCGGAAUGUCAAAAUAUAAUGACGUUAUUCUUUCUGUGUAAAGAGGUGGAAAGAAAUUCAUAUUUAUUUGUUGUUUAAUAUAAUUUAUAAUGGCUGCUGAAAUCAAGCCCGCACCCAGGACUCCUAACGACAGAUUUUCUACAACGAAGAAACCGGCCCUAUUGAGUAAAUUGGAAGGAUGUACAGACGAUGUCAACGCAGCGGUUGUUAUUCCUGGCGAGGAUGGAGUAAUUAGCGUUUGCGACGAUAAGACAGUCCGAGUAUGGCUAAAAAGAGACUCGGGCCAGUACUGGCCCAGUAUCUGCCAGUAUAUGCCCUCCGGCUGUACGUCCAUGUUCUACACACCGGAGACCCGUCAGCUGUUCAUUGGCCAGGAGAACGGAACCGUCUCGGAGUUCACACUAGCUACAGAUUGUAAUAGAAUUAAUCCUACUCGCGAGUAUUUAGCGCACACGGCGCGCGUGACCGGCGUGCAGUUCUCGCUGGGCUGCGAGUGGGUGCUGUCAGUGAGCCGCGACAAGCUGUUCUCGUACCACUGCAGCGAGACCGGACGCAGGAUCGGCGGGUACUCGUUCGAGGCGUGGUGCACGGCGUUACAGUUCGACUCUCAGUCGAAGUACGCCUUCGUGGGCGACUACAGCGGGCAGAUAACGAUGUUGAAAUUGGACAACAAUGGCGCCACACUCGUUACCACGCUUAAAGGACACACCGGAUCAGUUCGUGUGUUGAACUGGGCGCCACAGCCGCAACUCCUUUUCAGCGGUUCGUUCGACCAGACCAUUAUCGUGUGGGACAUCGGCGGGCAGAAGGGCACAGCCUAUGAAUUACAGGGGCACAGCAACAAAGUGACUGGCCUCUGGUACGUCGGAAGUUGCACCCGGCUAGUCUCCGGCGGCGAGGACGGCGCGCUCGGCGUGUGGGAGAUGGGCGUGCGGCGCCGCGAGACGCCGGCGUGGCGGGAGGCCGACCUCUGCCAGCUGUGCCGGGCGCCUUUCAUAUGGAACGUGCGCGCCAUGAUGGAGAAAAAGCAACUAGGACUGAGACAGCACCACUGCCGCUGGUGCGGCGCAGCUGUAUGCGCGACGUGCUCCCCGCACCGCCUGCCCCUCCCCGUCAUGGGCUUCGAGUUCCCGCAGCGCGUGUGCACCGCCUGCUACGAGACAUUACGUCAUGAACCCCGCGAGUCCCUAGCGUCGUUCCACGACAUGAAACACGCCGUAGCAUCGCUGUUCGUGGACGAGGCGACAGGGCGCAUGGUGACGGCGGGCAAGGACCGCGUCAUCAAGGUGUGGGACAUCUCCGCACUACUCGCACCCGCGCCGCGCGCCGGCCCCAGCGACCAGUAGCCGUGAGUCGCAACUCUCAACUCUAACCGUAUACACAGAAACUCGAAAUUCGUUCAUACCCAUUUCUAUCGCUCGAUUGCAAGAGCGAUAGAGAUGGAGAUAGGUAAACUUAGCACUUCGAUCGCGGUAACGCUCUUGAAGUG